Messenger RNA from Emericellopsis cladophorae, 354 nucleotides. Its product is annotated as Bifunctional protein-like protein. Bases 1 to 354 code for a protein of 117 amino acids. Gene Ontology annotation, molecular function: catalytic activity. The transcript has 2 exons. The record is from RefSeq and is a predicted model, not a curated record. NCBI's taxonomy places the organism in Eukaryota, Fungi, Ascomycota, Sordariomycetes, Hypocreales, Bionectriaceae.
AUGCUUGGACCUCGCUCGCAAUUCACCUCCCAAACCGACAAACUUCAGACAAAGCAGCAUUCGACCACCGAAGAGGGCCUGGCCAAGGCCAUCACGGGGCCUCAUGCCCUGUAUACGACCGUGGAGCCUUGCUUCAAGCGUCUGAGUGGCAACCUCCCCUGUGUGGAGAGGAUCAUCCGACAGAGUUCCUGGAUCAAGACGGUCUAUGUUGGUGUUCAAGAGCCCGAGACUUUUGUUGGACAGAAUCCGGGGCGCAAAAUGCUGGAAGAUGCUGGAAUACAGGUCGUCCACGUCGAUGGCCUUGAAGACGAAAUCCUGGCUGUGGCCACAGCCGGCCAUGUCAAGGACGCUUGA